Penicillium odoratum is the source of this 390-nucleotide messenger RNA. RefSeq lists its product as uncharacterized. Gene Ontology annotation, biological process: carbohydrate metabolic process. The transcript has a single exon. The record is from RefSeq and is a predicted model, not a curated record. Lineage: Eukaryota; Fungi; Ascomycota; Eurotiomycetes; Eurotiales; Aspergillaceae. The coding region runs from base 1 to 390 and encodes 129 amino acids.
AUGUGGAGCUAUGAUGUGGAUGCAAUGCUUCAGGUGCCAGUCCAGGAUAUUGUUGAUUCACAGCAGAAUGCUUCUUUAUUUGGCGAUGCCUCUCCUCAUCCUGGAUUCAUCCCUGAAAUUGCUCCUGAGUUCCAGCUAUUUCCAUAUACAUUUAGAGACGACCCGAACUGGAGAGGAGCAAUUAGCCUACUGCUAUUACAGCACUACAAAGAAUAUGGCGAUGCCAGGAUACUGUCUAGGCAAUAUUCUGCGAUGAAAAGCUAUAUGUCCUACUUAGACUUUUUGACAACGAACUACACUCUACAUUAUGGACUAGGUGACUGGGAAAAACUUGAUGAUUGCACAGGCAGCUUGAUCCCUGCCACCUACGGAUUCCAGCAAGCGGCGUAA